UUUCUUUCCGAUAAAUAACCACUUAAAAUCCAAAAUCCUUACACAAAUCUUUCAUUCAAAUAGUGAAAGUUAAAAGCUAAAUUGCGUACGUACGAUCAUGGCAUCCAGCGUCAGCUGCAACGACCCACAACACGCGACCGAACCAUCACCAAUUAAGCUAAAAGUGGCUCUAGUAGCCGGCAUCACAGGCCAAGAUGGUUCAUACCUAACCGAACUCCUUCUCAACAAAGGCUACGAAGUCCACGGUCUAAUACGCCGUUCAUCAAACUUCAACACGCAACGCAUUAACCACAUUUAUAUCGACCCACACAACCCCAACAAAGCACGUAUGAAGCUACACUAUGCUGAUCUAACCGAUGCAUCUGCUUUACGUCGUUGGAUUGAUACAAUAUCUCCUGAUGAGAUAUAUAACUUGGCUGCCCAGUCACACGUGGCGGUAUCGUUUGAAAUACCUGAUUAUACUGCUGAUGUUGUUGCGACCGGUUCGUUAAGGUUGUUGGAGGCUUUGAGGUCUCAUAUUGAUUCCACUGGUAGGAGUCAUGUUAAGUAUUAUCAAGCGGGUUCGUCUGAAAUGUUUGGAUCGACUCCUCCGCCACAGGCUGAGGAUACUCCAUUUCACCCGAGGUCACCUUAUGCAGCUUCUAAAGUUGCUGCUCAUUGGUACGUGUACAUUCUUUAUACUUGCCUUUUUUUUCACUAA
This is a messenger RNA of Erigeron canadensis, 700 nucleotides long. RefSeq names its product GDP-mannose 4,6 dehydratase 2-like. Gene Ontology annotation, molecular function: GDP-mannose 4,6-dehydratase activity. Bases 98 to 700 code for a protein of 200 amino acids. The record is from RefSeq and is a predicted model, not a curated record. Lineage: Eukaryota; Viridiplantae; Streptophyta; Magnoliopsida; Asterales; Asteraceae. The transcript has a single exon. Gene Ontology annotation, biological process: GDP-mannose metabolic process.